Cuscuta epithymum is the source of this 1116-nucleotide messenger RNA. The record is from the annotation of a GenBank genome assembly. NCBI's taxonomy places the organism in Eukaryota, Viridiplantae, Streptophyta, Magnoliopsida, Solanales, Convolvulaceae.
AUCAGAUCCAAACACCCCCUAAUAAUCGGUCCCCGUCGCUCUCUCUUUCUCACGCUGAAGAGUGAAGAUCACGAUGACUUCUGCUGCUGCUCCGUCCUCUUCCGCCAGAGCCUUGAGAAUCGGUAUAGUUGGAUUCGGCACCUUCGGACAGUUCCUAUCAAAAACCAUGAUCAAACAAGGCCAUUUAUUAAGCGCCACUUCGAGAUCAGAUUCUUCCCAAGUUUGCAGAGAACUUGGCGUUCCAUUUUACAGGGAUAUGGGAACGUUUCUUGAACUAGACAAUGAAGUGGUAUUGAUAUGCACUUCAAUUCUGUCUCUAUCAGAAGUAAUCAAGUCAAUGCCACUCAAUUCUCUGCAACGGCCCACUCUCUUUGUGGAUGUCCUCUCAGUCAAAGAAUACCCCAGAGACGUUCUUCUGCGGGCGCUUCCUGCAGAGUCAGACUUGCUAUGUACACACCCAAUGUUUGGACCACAGAGUGGGAAAUAUGGUUGGAAAGAUCUGCCCUUUAUGUACGAUAGAGUCCGUAUAAGAGAUGAAGCGCUAUGUUCCAGUUUCUUACAUAUCUUUUCUAGUGAGGGUUGCAGAAUGCUGCAAAUGGGCUGUGAAGAGCACGACAAAUUGGCUGCUCGCACCCAAUUUAUAACUCACACUAUUGGGAGGAUCCUAUCAGAAAUGGAUGUUGAGACAACACCCCUGGACACUAAGGGAUUCGAGAAGCUUGUUGAAGUGAAGGAGAGCACUGUUAAAAACAGUUUUGAUCUGUUUAGCGGGCUAUUCAUUCAUAAUAGGUUUGCAAGGUUGCAGAUGCAGAGUUUAGAGGAAGCUCUUGAGAAGACUAAACAGAAGCUGCAAGAGAGACUGGUGGAGCACACAAGGUCACAAGGUACUGAAAGUUGAUUGUUCUCUGUUGUAUAACUGAAAUAACACCACAAAGAGAUCAGGAGACUAUGUAUUUACGUAUUAUCUCAUUAUUAUCUCAUAGGUUGUGAAAACUGAAAACAAUGACAAUGCAUAAAAUGCUGUGUAUAUAUGCUUUUACGAAUGAUACCAUAGUGCUAAAUCCAUUUUGUACAGCAUUGAUCUAUAAUUCCUAUAAACAUACUUUUACAUUUGAG